AUGUCAUUAAAUGAUUUUUUAGCGCAAACUUACGGUAGUGGGAAAGAUGGGAAAGCCAAAAAGUCCAAAAAAUCCAAGAAGGCUGAGAAAGAUUAUCAAAGGUUAAUGCUGGAUGUGGUUGAUACGAGUCCGAAAUUUGAAGUUGAUUCGAGUGAAGAUGGGGUAUAUAGAGGACAAAAGUCGAACAAAACUGCCAAAACCUCCAAAACUGGAGCUUGGAAAAAUCUGACAACUAAUGAAAUAGCUUUUGAAUUACCAGGGUAUGGGGCUCAGGACGUUUUGCCUGCGUCCAAUUCCAAGUUUUCUGGAGAAGUUAUGUCUUCUGGCGCUAGAGCAGGUUUACAGACAGCUGAACAAGUUGCGUUGCAGAUGCGUGAAAAGGAGGCACUGGACAAAUUACUCGCAGAGCAAAGUCAACGUAAUAAUGAAGCGGUUUUCCGAGAUCAUAGGGGCAGAAAGAUAGAAAAUUAUGCGGAAAUGGCAGAUUUACAAGAAAAUUUUACACGACGUCGACAAUUGGACGAAGAAGCGCAAUUGAAGGCACUUAACGUAGGAGAAAUUCAAAAAUUGGGACUUACAGAUGUACGUUUACGAAAUGGAACCAUGUCAGAAUCUUCUUUGAAAUUCGAAGAUCCGGUGAAUACAUUUAAGCCCAUUUCAAAUAACGCGGCGUCCAGCCCUGUCUCUCUGACAGGACGGAAACUCUACAAUAAGGCGUUUCCUGAAAACAGAUUUGGUAUUACACCAGGACACAGGUGGGAUGGUGUUGACAGAUCCACCGGAUUUGAAAAGGCGUGGUUUGCCAAGCAAACUGAGAUUAACGAUGAGAAAUCCAUGCUUCAUAAUUUGCAAGAGACAUAG
This is a messenger RNA of Lachancea mirantina, 861 nucleotides long. The record is from the annotation of a GenBank genome assembly. NCBI's taxonomy places the organism in Eukaryota, Fungi, Ascomycota, Saccharomycetes, Saccharomycetales, Saccharomycetaceae.